Messenger RNA from Penicillium bovifimosum, 2322 nucleotides. RefSeq lists its product as uncharacterized. The transcript has a single exon. NCBI's taxonomy places the organism in Eukaryota, Fungi, Ascomycota, Eurotiomycetes, Eurotiales, Aspergillaceae. The record is from RefSeq and is a predicted model, not a curated record. The coding region runs from base 1 to 2322 and encodes 773 amino acids.
AUGGAAACCACUCGGUCGGGAAGAAAACGAAAGAGCUCUCUCUUAAACCCAAAUCAUUCUCCAGUCUCACAUCGAACUAGACAGAGCCUGGCAGCGGUCGCAGCAGAUGCUGGUCCCAGUCCACCAGAAUCAGUCUCUGUCACACCCAAGAGAUCCAGAAAGAAAGUUCGGUUUUCCGACCCCGGACCUCGUUUGCUGCAUGAUGCAGACGUCAGCUCGACCGGUCUGACCCCGGCGAUGCGUCGUACAUCGUUCGAAUCAAGGUCCGGGGACCGCACACCUAACCGCAAGGCCCGACGCAGGUCUACACCAACGCCACGUUUCCAGCGCCUGUAUGACCCAGAGGAGCCAUUUGAUGAGACAUGCACCGAGCGAAGAGUUCAAUUCACUCCGCUGCGCCAAAUCCUGGAUACGCGUACGCAGAGGAGGAUUCGACGAAUUGGAUUGAGCGAUGAAGUCAAUGACAUUGAGCGCGAAAAGCGUGAGGCGAGCAACAUGGAGAAAACCUUGCGAGCAUUGCUUCAGGAGCGAGAUUCCCUAAGAAUCGAACUAAGUGCGAUGAAGCAGAGCGGCACAGCAUUGGAAGAUCAAAACUCGCUCGCUGAAUCUUACUGGAUGACACCCGCAACACCCAGAUCCUGCGAGGAUGUAUCAGUAGCUUCCAGUGACAGGCUGCAAAGUGUUGCACCCUCAUUGGACAGCAAUGAAGAUACCUUCACAUUCAACGACAGUGCCGUCAUUGUAUCUAGCUCUCCCGAUCUUCGUGGUAAUCAGGGUCGUAACCCUCCAAUCACCGCCAGCUUGAUGGUAUGCGACGAACCCCAAACACCCGUUUCCAGCACUGGGACGCGGGAUUCAAAUGGUACGGAUCAAGCCGAGGUCCACUCUCUGACCCUUGAUCUGGAGGCUGCCAGGCGAGAAAAGAGAAACCUAUUCGAUGCAUGUCGGUCGCGCAUCUCUGGGUUCAACCAACCUGGAAUAAAUCACCUCUUCCGUCAUUCGUCUCCUCCCUCAGAUUUCUUCGAUGACAUUCUAGGCCUUCUAGAAAACGCCCUGUCUCGUGCUUCAGAUGCCACUGAGGUCCUUGAAAGAGUCACUCAGGAGUGCUCUAACCUGGGAUUCUCCGGAGACAGCAUCAUUGAGGUGAUAUCUGAUAUGCGCAGCCACUUCCGUACAGCACGUCUUGAGCUUGAGCGUGCUCUUCCUGGAGAAACUGCCAAUACCAGCCUCGAGAACGGCAAAGCAACCCUAGGUGCACUAGUCAGGCGCGUCGAGUCAUUGGCAAAAGAGCUGGACACAGAGCGUAACUACCACCACGGCUCGCUCGAUCGUGAAAGGGCUCUGCGAGGGCAAUUUGACGCUUUACUGCAUCGAUAUGAGACAACUGCCAGCAAAAUCGAAACCCUCGAGAAUACGAUUACAUCUUCUGCGGGCGAUAUGCUCCACACACGGAUGCGAAUGCAAGACCUCGAGCGUGAAGGUCACGAACAGGCAGUCGGGAUUGAUAGAUUGAACACAGCCCUUGACAAGUAUCGUGAUGAAGUGAAGGGUCUCGAAAACCUCGUCAACAAUUAUGAAAAGGAGAAUUCUGCUAUGAAAGAGGACUACGCCCGGCAAAUAUCCAAACUCAGAAAGCAAGUGGCACAUGAACGUUCAAAGCGAUGUUCGGCCGAAGCCUCUGCUUCUGAAGCUGAUACCCGCAUUCGGGAGUUGGAGGAAGCAGUCCAGCACAACCGGACACGGGCUUGCGACUUGAUCGCUCAGGUGGAGCUCCUUGAAAAGGAACGUCAAAGAGCGAUGGAGAUUCUUGAUCAAUACAACAGUGAGCUUCGAGGCCACGAAGAAGAAACUGGGACACUGAAUGUUCGCAUCGGCGACCUCACCACUUCAUUGGAUGACGCGAAAUGUGAGGUGCAACGUCUUCAGCUACUCAAUAAGGGUCUUGAGCAGGAGCUCCAACUGGAAAAUGAAGCUCGCAAUGAGCUUCUGGACAAGUGGGCUGCAGAUCAGGCGCGGUCAUUCGCACAUAUGAAAGAGACGAUCAACUCAGAACGUCGCAGAGCCAAAGUUCGCGCAGCUAAUUGGGAACUGAGAUCCGACGAUUUGAUGUCAGACGGCACUAGCAUAAUGGGCGCGAGCGAACCUAUUACUCCCGUUAGCAUGACUCGAUUCGUUGAUGUCGAAGUUGGCCGGGGCAAGGACCGGCGGCGGGUGGACAGUGGAAUCGGCUUUCUAGCUGACGAAGUCCUGAAAGACAAUGACCUUUCGAUUAUCGGGGCCGAUCUCGGCUCUGAUUAUGCGCUCCCGUCAGAUUUGGUCUAA